CUUUUCCUUCCUUCUGUAACGAAUGAUGUUUAUCAUCACAAUAGAGUCGAUAACCAUACCAUUAUAUUUCUUAUACGGUACUAGUGCAAAGAGGAUGUGUUGUAGUAGGUAGGCCGGCAGGCAUCCUCGUAAACUCUUCAGGGACUUGUUCCCUGUGAAUGAGAGGUUAGCAUGACGUCAUCAAUGUCAACAAUGCAGCUCUUGGAGGGGAAAAGGCGUUCCAUCCUAACACGAAGAGAAAGCUGUCCACGUCGCACCGAUUGCUAACGACACGCUAUUAAAACAUUGAUUUAUGCUACACAAGGACACUGGGGGGUUAACCAUCAUGCAGACGUACUUUUAUUUGUGAGAACCUACUGUGGACGAGCAGAAAAACGGUAGCCACUGGAAGGGAUGUCGGCAGGUGAUCAACAGGAGAGUGAAGCAGCAGCCCCUGUAUAUGUGUAUGAGUCCAAGGUCCACUGUGCCAAUGUGUUAUUGAGCCUUGAGGAGCAGCGGAGACAGAGCAUCCUGUGUGAUGUCACUGUGUUGGUAGAGGGUAGGGAGGUACGAGCACACAGGGCCGUCCUCGCUGCUAGUAGCCGCUACUUCCUACAAGCCCUGCUGGGAUACAAUGGGCCGCCAGGAGAAACCAUCAUUCACCUCCCUGAUAAGGUUACUGCAAAAGGCUUUGCCCCACUUCUCCAGUUUGCCUACACCGCCAAGCUUAUUUUAAACCAAGAGAACAUCCAUGAGGUAAUCCUGUGUGCUGACUUCCUGGGUGUUCACAAUUUAGAGGAUUCCUGUUUCCGGUUUCUUCAAGCCCAGCUACAGAAUGACACCCAACUGACGAGUAAUGACAAGGUGGAAUAUGAUGCUGAUACAGCCAAUAAGAUCUUUUCUGAGACAACAGUUACAGACAAUUUUACAGACAGGCAGCAUACUAGCAAUAAGGUGACCACAAAUCCAUUUCCUACUGAUGUUCCUGAAUGUCCUAAAUACGGGAAUUAUCAGUAUCAGCACAACAGUGAAACUCAUGAUGGUGGUGAUGACGAUGACGAUGAUGAUGAUGAUAUCUUAGCCAACCAAGCCUCCGCCAGCCCGGAGAGCUCACAGCUCACAGACUGCAAUGAUGUUGCUCAAACAAUUCUUAGCCCCUUCAGAUUCAAAGAGGAACCUGACUUUGAAGAAGAAAGAGAUCAGCAUGGAUGCAACCCAGAAUUGUUUAUGGAAGAGGUGCUGGAAAUGGAAUUAGAGGUAGAUGGGGUUCCUGUAGCAAUUGAGCAUUCUCCGAGCAGGGGGUCUCCUUCAUCCUGCUUGCACUCAUACCUCCAAAGAGGAGGGCUGGAUCUUAGCGACAUGCCAAGCACGACCAUAGAGCAACUCCUCUCUAACAGACUAUCCCUCAACCAUUAUAGAGAAGUAGUCAAACACAGACAGAAAGACAAAAGGGAAGCAAUGAUGAAUCUUAAAACUAGCAGUGCCAAUGUACCAGCACCCAUGACCAACACUGACAGGCCAAUGCUUAAAGCCUCAUCAUCCAAACGAGAACUGGAGCUAGACAGACGUAGUGUAAUUUUCUCUUCAGCAGUAGGUGAUCAGCCACAAAUCAUAGACAACUGUAGUGAUGAAAAGUUUAGUGAAAAGGUCUCAGGCUUAAUGCCGACUGAUAUUUCUUCUGACAGGUCAUGUCUUAUUCCCAAAUGCCGUGCUCCUGUCAAGACACCAACUUAUUCCCUUGUCUCUUCUGAGCCCCAAAAUCAGACUCACAAGUUUGAUUCUUCAUUUUCAUAUGCAGAAGAUGGAGGAAUUGGCAGCCCACCUUCCAACAUCCAUCAGUUUGACUUGUCCCUGUCCCCACACGCUAGCUGCAUCCAUGGACUAUCUCAGUUCCCAGGAAAGAGAGAAGAGCCACGGGAGCUCCACAGUCGAGAAAUUGUCUUUUCUCAGAGUUGUGCUAAGAUCAAAACAGAGCAAGGAUUUGGUGCCAGUGGUGGAAACUCAAGUGACGAGUCGGGGUCUUUCUCAGAAGGAGACAGUGAAAGUGGCGUCAGAGUACCUGGACCUGAGGUAAACCUACCUUUUCCUGUGGACCAGAUCACCAACCUGCCACGCAAUGAUUUCCAGAUUCUCAUCAAGAUGCACAAAUUGACCUCAGAGCAGCUGGAGUUCAUUCAAGAUAUUCGCCGUCGCAGUAAAAACCGGAUUGCUGCCCAGCGCUGUCGCAAGCGGAAGCUGGACUGCAUCCAGAACCUGGAAAGUGAGAUCCGCAAGUUGGUGUGUGAGAAAGAAAAACUGCUGAGUGAGCGCAAUCAACUGAAGGUGUGUAUGUCUGAGUUAUGGCAGAACCUCUCCUUCCUCUCCCAUCAAGUCUGCAGAGAUGGGCACGUCAGCCAUUCUCCUCCCAUUUCCACCAGUAUUGACCUCAUAUCGAACCUGCCAUUACCACCUGCAGAUGAGUCAUACCAAACAAAAUCACUUCAAGGAAACAAAGUUGGAAGUCUGUCAGAGAUCGUUCCUAAUGCAGGGAAGCUGAAGGAUGAGCAGCUGGGAGUCGCGGUCUCUGGUCAGGGGAACCCACUCGUGUUUGAUUCAACAGAGGAAGUAUUCAGUCCCACAGUAACUGUGGAUUUCUGUCAGGAAAUGAUUAUGAAAUGCACAACAGAAGAACAGAAGAGACAUGACGGUACUUAAAGUUCAGUUGUGAAGAUUUCCCCCGUGACAUUUUCAUACCUGUCUGUUACAAUAUUAUGUAAUAUUUAAAAAUGUUUCAUAAUGGACAGAAAUUUUCCUUAAAGCAAUAGUGCUCCACAGGUAUUUUCUGGACUGGUUAAAAAAAAAAAAACUGGCAGCUAUCUAUCUCUUUGUUGGUCUCAUCUUGACAUUUGUAUCUCCUGUCAGCAACCAUCCCUCCUGCGUCCAUCGCGGGAUGUUAAACUCAGGAAUGUCUAUAAAUGCUCACCCAAUUUCUUUUUUUAUGUUUAACAUGAUCUUUAUCUUUUGUCUGCAUUUUUACAGCAAAUCUGGCAAACUCAUUGCAGGGAAAAACAGCUCAGCCUUGCAGACUCAUUAAACCUACAAUUACGUUUUGUCAUUUAUUGGCCAUCUGAAUCUCUUUUGGUCUCUGAUCUUCAACUGAAUUUACAAAUCCACAUUAAUAGUGGAAUGUAAACAGAGAAGAACAUAAAGCAUUUUGGUUGCAGUUUGGUUGUAGUUUGUAACACGAAAAUUAACUUUGGUAGAGAAGAGACUCUUUAUGUAUAUGUCACCGGUCAGUACACUCUUAAAAGGGUGAUGAAUUGGCAGGGAUUUACUGGUAAAAGUUUAUUCCAUCAACAAUAGAUGCAUAAAACAUUGCGUACAAUAUCAAAUUAAGCCUAAUUGACAGUGUUGUGGUGAAUGGUGGAAAUAAUUAUUUGUUGGUCCUAUUGUUUAAGAGGUACAGCAGUAAUAGCAUUGUCCUAGUCCCACUGAAUGUCAUUGUUUUCACUUGUUAAUUAAGAGACAGUUAACAUAUAAAACAUACUUAGUCCUCUUUAUUUUCCUUUCAGAUUUUUGUGUAUAUCCGGGAUAUAAUGGCUUUAAAGAGGCUAAUCUGACAUAUCCCACUUAACUUCAGUUUUAUUUAAAAACCAAAAAAAAAGGCAAAUUGUAAUGAUUUUUAGUUUCUUCUGUAAGAUCAGUGUUACUGUGCUUGUUAAAUGAGGUAAUCAAGAAGUCAACAAAGUCAGCAAUUUCAGUGUUUGAAUAUUUUGUCAAAUGAAUUGUUGAAACAAAUGUCACAACAAUGACAUUGCACGUUCGCGUUAAGAGAUUGCACAGACGAUUGGUGCUCUUGUUGCGUGCAAUAUAAUGUACUAAGGUUGAAAUUUUUUACAAAGUUUUCAAAUAUCCAUUGCCAAAUUUUGUAUUCACUCACUCAAGAGGUUUUGCAUGCUGGUUGCAACAUGCGUAAAAGUGUUGGAGGUAGCUAUUUUUAUAAGAGAGUUUUGUUCUUAAGGGAGUUUUGAAUGUUUUCACCAUGGAAUAUUUAGGAGAACCGUAAGGGAAAAAUCAAGUUUGAAGUGAUGGAAUUGGAAGUGUUAGUGAGAGACUGUGACAUGACUGAAUUACACAAAUGUAUCACACCUACAAUUUGUGAAAAAUGGCAACAAAAAACAUUUUUUGUUUGAUGUAUUUUGCAACAAAUGCAUUGUAAUUGUAUGCAAGUGCCCAUCAUGCAUAACACUGGGUUUUACUCUUAUUACUUAUCUUACUCUGUUAUUUUUAACUACAGUAUUUGAAUAUACUCCUCCCAGAAUGCGUAAAAUAAAUUGCAUGCCAAUGUUAUGCUUUUAGCAGAUGCAAUCCUGGGUGUAUUCAGUUAGUAUGUACUGUAAAUGUGGAUCUGGUUUUCAUGAAAUGAAAUUUGUGUGUUUAACACAAACCUUCAGUAAACUAGGGCCAUAGAUUGUGUAUAUAUGGGGAGGCCCAAACUAUUUUAUUAUGUGACGCUAUACCACAAUUUGAAAAUCCCAAGUUUACACAAGAGUCCCAAUUUGUUGAAAAAAUUAGUGGUAUUCACUAUGCAUCUUGAUCUGAAGGGUUUAUUGAUGAGUGUUCUUGAAAAAAACAUUUGGGGUUUGCCUUGAGUGCUUUCUAGUUCACUAAGGUUAAGAAUGAGUGUACUGUUUCCACCAUCAAUGGACUAAAACAAAUGGUACACAUGCAUAGUUAUUCUAUUUCUGUUUAUAUAUGUAUAUAUAUAUAUAUAUAUAUUUCCUUUUUUCUUCAAAAGAGCACCCCCAAACCUACUCACUCUUAACAAAUUGUGUAUCAUUUAAAGUGACAAUUAGUGCAGUAGGUGGCACGGUGAGGGUGGUUAGAGAGUCUGGCUCACAGUUCUGAGGACUGGGGUUUAGAUCCCAGCCCUGCCUGUGUGGAGUUUGCAUCUUCUCCCAUGCCUGCAUGGGUUUUCUCCAGGCUCUCCGGUUUCCUCCCACAUCCCAAAAACAUACAUUAACUGGAGACUCUCUAUGCCAAAGCUCUACACCUGGUCCACCUUGCUGCCUUCAUAGUUUUUUAUUUACACGAAACAUUCCAUGUCUAAAACUAUUCAACCCUCUUUCUAAUUCAGGAAUAUCAUAUGUGGAAUUUAUAGUAUAAAGAGCGGUAAGGUAGCCAAUAAUGUUAGAAAAGAUUUUACAUUCUCAAACUUGUCUGAUAAAAUCAUGCAUAUCAAUCACGAAAUGUAACAGUUGAUGAAAAUAUCAUGUUUCAUAAGUGUCUCCAACACAAUUUCUUCAAAUUCCUAAAUAUCUUCCCCCAUAUUUUGGAGAUGGACAGUUGUUUUUAUGCUGCUUUGAAAAUGCAAAAACGAAAUAUGAUUUGUUUAAUACAAAUCAAAACACUUUCAAAUUUGAAGUUAGUUGCAUCUCAGUUAACAAUUUCAAAUUUGUACCAGUCCAAUUUGUGAUUUUCACAAAUAGCGAAAUUGAAACCAGAUCUGGAUGACAGAGCUAUAUCUUGUCCCAUUCACACAUCGUACAUCUAUGGGGACACAAAACAAAAAUAUUUUUGUCAGCAUAGGUAUCUCUUUGCCAAAUAACAUAUCUUGUGAAGUUCAAAAAUACACACAGUACAUUACUGACUUAAAGUCAUGCCAAAUUCAUCUGAUGGUGUUAAGUCAAUAGAGAGGCACAUGGCAAGGGUGAAUAUUGCUGCCAUCUGCUUUCAUGCAUUAGUCACCACUUUGCUGCUGGUCGGACAGCUUUGUAGAGGAGCAUGUUUACUCCAUAUUGAAUGGGUUCCGUUUUAAUGCCACAUACUGUAUAAUGCAGUUGUAGUUAUUCACUAAAAGUAUUCUACUUUACCCUACAAACUAAAUUGACUGUUACCCAGACCCUGGGAAAACCUUGCAUAGCUAAUGGUUUUCUUAUUUGAAAUUUUGGCUUGUUUAUCAGAGUAGAAUAAAUAAUGAUCAUCGUCAUAUUGUGUACUUUUUAAACGUCAACUUGAUUAAUUUGGGGUUUGGGUAGGGUGUAGGUCAAAUUAAAUAGAUGGGGGGGUUGAUUCUCAGAGUGUUUACUAUAUAGUUAUAUUUCACAAUUUCAUGGAAUUACACAUCUUAAUUUGCUAGUCACACGUGUACUGAUGUUGAAAUUGUUUCCUCAAGAUGAGUGAGCAUGUUUACAAUUUUAAUGUCCAUCCAUCCAUCCAUCCAUUUUCUGAACCCCUUGUCCUCUCAAGGGUCGCGGGAACAAUUUUAACGUGUUGCAGUUUUUUUUUUUUUUGUGACAAUACUGCUAAGACCCCAUUAUUUAAAUACAAAACCGUUUUGUUUUACGAAAAGUAAACUCGCUAAAUGUUAAUUAAUUUGUAAGAACAAUUACAAGUCUUAAAAGUGUUAUUUUACUUCAACAAAGGCUAGGUUAACCGGGAAGGUUAGGAUUUUAUGUCUUGUAAAUUGUCACAUCAUACUCGUUAAGCACUUGGUUACCUCAGCUGAGGCCACCACAAAAGGGGAAACUACAAUUGUAUAUAUAUUGUAAAUAUAUCAUGUAAAUAUGGAGAAGAAAAUUGUUCAGUAAUAAAUAAAUAAUCAGUCAAUCCAAAUAAAGUAGUUGUACUUCUCGCCUUCAAAUUACAAUUAGAGUAGUGAGUGAUCUGUCCAGGUUUUAGCAAGCCUCUUGCCCAUGAUAAAUAAUUGAUUAAUAUAUGAGAUAAACAUUACCAAUAACAAAUUUUACGCAAAAUCUAAAAAUAGCUUUAAUAAUAAUCAGAACGACUGUUUUCAUUUAGACUUUUUUUGAUUAUUGUGUUCCUCCUUAUAGAUGAUAAUUGAAAUACUACUCCAGAUACUACUGAGCUUAUGAAAAUGGGUGUUUGGAAAAUGCAGCACGUGAUAUCAAAAUAAAGUGUCAAAAUUUAGUACUUAUAAAAUAAUAAGGUUCACAUUCUUGUACUGUUUCUGCAGUCUGAAAAUGUCAUGAAAUUAAUUGCCACGUGCUCUGAAUUUCGCAUUAUAUUAUUUUGAUGUAGUGAAUUGAUGAUGCAAUCAGAGGUGUUGAUAGAGAAGGAAACAUUGUGAUAUAAAGUGUGUUUUUCUCCUGCUGGUACAAAAAAAUAAGACCCAUGUUUUGCUACGUAUUCUGAAUAUAUUAAUGAAUCAGGAAAUAGUAACUGCUGGGACAGAAUUAUAAAAAUUUAAGUCCCACAGUAAAACACACCUUGCAUUGCCCUCUGUGCGUGUUAAUAUUCAAUUUGUGUUUCAAUGAAUCUUCCAUGGCACUGAGUGUACCAAGAGUUAAUUAUUCUAAGACAAGCCCUAAAAACAAAUGUUGAUUUGCGAUUAAUUUGAGACUCAGUAUUUAAAGACUGCAGUAUUUUAUUUAUACUGUGGUGUACCAAAUUCUUAUUGCUGUAAUAUUAGACUAUAGAACAAAUUUUAGUGGAAAUUGCUGAACAUAAUUAUGAUGAGCAUUGUAGUUUUCAGCAAAGGAUAUUCAAGUGUCCACAAUCUCUGAAUGCACCACGCACAAUAAAUUUUACACUAUUCAAUUGCUUGCUUUCUCAUGCCUUUCUCUUGCUGGUUACCAAACCAGGAUAGAAUACAAAUUAAGUACUUAUUAAACUGAUUCGUUUACAAUGGCCAUGAACCUGGAGCCAUUCCUGUUAUAAACAGCUUUGCCUAUUUCUCUGAUUGUGGCUUUGGAGAUUUCUCAAAACCUCACUUGAACUAAGCUUAAAACAUAUCUACCUGGAUAAUUUAGCAUACCUCUUUUUGUGAGUAAGAACUGUAUGAUAGACAUAGUUUGUGUGAUGUUGUUUCUAACUUUUUAUAGUUCCAACAUUAAUCUAUUUGUAGAUUUUGGUGGUACAUUUUUACAUCCUUUUUUAAGUACCAACAACAUGACUGUUAUAUGCAGAUUCACCAUUAAUGUUUUGCUUUUGUACUUCUGAAUGUUCAAAUGACACGUUUAGAUAUUUUUUUGUAAAUAUGUGUCACAUUCUUUUAAUAUGAAACUGUUUUGAAGACGAACCAACUUUUUUGUCAAGGCAAAUUUUGUUGAGAAAUAAAACAAAAAACAUGAUAAUUAU
Molecule: messenger RNA, 8058 nt
Organism: Syngnathoides biaculeatus (alligator pipefish)
Lineage: Eukaryota; Metazoa; Chordata; Actinopteri; Syngnathiformes; Syngnathidae
Product: transcription regulator protein BACH2-like
Exons: 5
Coding region: 394-2673 (759 amino acids)
Biological process (GO): regulation of transcription by RNA polymerase II
Molecular function (GO): DNA-binding transcription factor activity, RNA polymerase II-specific; RNA polymerase II cis-regulatory region sequence-specific DNA binding; protein binding
Source: RefSeq, a predicted model, not a curated record